AUGGCACCUGUGCGGAGUCGUUCGACGUCGCGCAAUGUCCUCUCUUCCCUUUCAGUUUUCUUCUUUGCUUUCCUUGCACUCCUUUUUGUGACAACUCCCGCACAUGCUGAGGAGGCUCACCCAGAGUAUGGAACUGUCAUUGGUAUUGAUUUGGGAACAACGUAUUCUUGCGUUGGUGUAACACGAGGUGGUGUCGUAGAAAUCAUCGCCAACGACCAGGGUCACCGUAUCACACCGUCAUGGGUCUCUUUCACGGAUGAGGAACGACUUGUUGGUGACUCCGCCAAGAACGCUUUCCACUCCAACCCCGAGAACACCGUCUUCGACGCUAAGCGUCUCAUUGGUCGUAAACUCCAGGAUGAUGAGGUCCAGCGCGAUGUGAAGCACUGGCCCUUCAAGGUUCGGGAGAAGGAGGGCAAGCCCGUCAUCAGUGUCAAGCAUAAGGGCGAGACUCGCGACUUCACUCCCGAGGAAAUCUCCGCCAUGAUUCUUGGAAAGAUGAAGGAGACCGCUGAGGCUUACCUUGGUAACAAGGUCACCCACGCUGUCGUCACUGUCCCUGCCUACUUCAACGACGCUCAACGUCAGGCCACCAAGGAUGCCGGCACCAUCGCUGGUCUCCAGGUCCUCCGUAUCAUCAACGAGCCCACCGCUGCCGCUAUCGCCUACGGUCUUAACAAGAAGGGCGGUGAAUCCCAGAUCAUCGUCUACGAUCUCGGUGGUGGUACUUUCGACGUCUCCCUCCUGUCCAUCGACGACGGUGUCUUCGAGGUCUUGGCUACCGCUGGUGACACCCACCUUGGUGGUGAAGAUUUCGACAACCGAAUCAUCGAGUACCUCACCAAGCAGUACAAGAAGAAGACCGGUACCGACGUCUCCAGGAAUCUCCGUGCCCUCGGCAAGCUCAAGCGUGAAGUCGAGAAGGCCAAGCGCACUCUCUCCUCCCAGCAGUCCGUCCGCAUCGAAAUCGAGUCCUUCGAGGAUGGCAACGACUUCUCCGAGACUUUGACCCGUGCCAAGUUUGAGGAGCUCAACAUGGACCUCUUCCGCAAGACCCUCAAGCCCGUCGAGCAGGUCCUCAAGGACGCCAACGUCAAGAAGGAGGAUGUCGAUGAGAUCGUCCUUGUUGGUGGUUCCACUCGUAUCCCCAAGGUUCAGCAACUCCUCAAGGAGUACUUCGGCAAGGAACCCUCCAAGGGUAUUAACCCCGAUGAGGCCGUCGCCUACGGUACCUCUGAGGUCGUCCUCGUCGACGUCUGCCCCCUUACUCUCGGUAUCGAGACCACUGGUGGUGUCAUGACCAAGCUCAUCCCCCGUAACACUGUCAUCCCCACCCGCAAGUCCCAGAUCUUCUCCACCGCCGCCGACAACCAGCCCACCGUCCUCAUCCAAGUCUUCGAGGGUGAGCGAACUCUUACCAAGGACAACAACCUCCUCGGCAAGUUCGAGCUCUCUGGCAUUCCUCCCGCUCCUCGUGGUGUUCCUCAGAUUGAGGUCACCUUCGAGAUCGACGCCAACGGUAUUAUGAAGGUCUCCGCCGCCGACAAGGGUACCGGCAAGUCCGAGUCCAUCACCAUCACCAACGAGAAGGGUCGUCUCUCUCAAGAGGAGAUUGACCGCAUGGUCGCCGACGCCGAGAAGUUCGCCGCUGAGGAUGAGGCUCAGCGCAAGCGCAUCGAGGCCCUCAACGCCCUCUCUUCCUUCGUCUACGGUCUCAAGUCCCAACUUGGUGACAAGGAGGGCAUGGGUGGUAAACUCGCUGAUGACGACAAGAAGACUGUCACCGAGAUCAUCAAGGAUACCACUGACUGGAUCGACGAGCACGGCCAGAGCGCCAGCACUGAAGACUUGGAGGAGAAGCUUGCUGAGGUGCAAGGUCUUAUCAACCCCAUUACCUCCAAGCUCUACUCGCAGGGAUCCUCUGACUCUGAUGAUGACAACCUUGGUCGUGACCAUGACGAGCUGUAAUUUAUUGUACGUCUUCGAUGAGCAUUCACUUAUUUCGAUUCGCACUUCAUCGUUUGUACCCUUGCCUAAGAGGCUUGGGAAGGUGUAUUAAAAACUAGGUAGCUAGUGUCUUCUCUCGUGUUUGGAGUACCGUAGAGUACUAGAGUAAUUUUGAGCAAUAGCACGCCAGUUUGAAU
Molecule: messenger RNA, 2144 nt
Organism: Coprinopsis cinerea okayama7#130
Lineage: Eukaryota; Fungi; Basidiomycota; Agaricomycetes; Agaricales; Psathyrellaceae
Product: hsp70-like protein
Exons: 7
Coding region: 1-1968 (655 amino acids)
Biological process (GO): endoplasmic reticulum unfolded protein response; protein refolding; cellular response to unfolded protein
Cellular component (GO): endoplasmic reticulum chaperone complex; endoplasmic reticulum lumen; cytoplasm
Molecular function (GO): ATP-dependent protein folding chaperone; ATP hydrolysis activity; misfolded protein binding
Source: RefSeq, a predicted model, not a curated record